Messenger RNA from Lodderomyces orthopsilosis Co 90-125, 984 nucleotides. RefSeq names its product casein kinase 2 regulatory subunit (gene CKB1). The record is from RefSeq and is a predicted model, not a curated record. Gene Ontology annotation, cellular component: protein kinase CK2 complex; cytoplasm. The transcript has a single exon. Gene Ontology annotation, molecular function: protein kinase regulator activity. Lineage: Eukaryota; Fungi; Ascomycota; Pichiomycetes; Serinales; Debaryomycetaceae. The coding region runs from base 1 to 984 and encodes 327 amino acids.
AUGCCCAGUGACAUAGAAGACGACUAUAUAUCUUGGAUCCAACAAUUUUGUGAGGUAUUUGGUCAUGAUUACUUUGUACAAGUAUCACAGGAUUUCAUUGAAGAUGACUUUAAUCUAACUGGUUUGUCCCUGCAAGUACCCUUUUAUAGAGAAGCAUUAUACACGAUAUUAGACUAUCAAGUAGAGACAGCUGAAGAUCACACCAACACCAAUAGCAAUAGCAUAACUACCAAUAACAAUAACAACAAUAGUAAUAAUUCACGAGGGGCAAAUAGUACGGGGAAUGGUAAUAACAGCAACAACAACAACAACAACAACAACAACAACAACAAUAGCAACAAGAAAUCCAAUAAUGCACCUGAAUUACCCAAUAAAGCUCUUUUAGCUCAUCUGGCUGAACUAUUAUACGGAUUAAUCCAUGCAAGAUAUAUUGUAUCUAAACCUGGUCUAACGGCAAUGGCAUCGAAAUUUGAAAAAAAUGAUUUUGGUUCUUGUCCAAGAUACUUUUGUGAUGGAAUGCAUUUGAUACCUGUGGGGUCAACUGAUGUACCAGGCCAAGAAACAGUUCGAUUAUAUUGUCCUUGUUGUAAUGAUAUUUAUAUACCUUCAAGCUCAAGAUAUUUGAACAUUGAUGGGGCUUAUUUCGGUACCACAUUCCCUGGUUUAUUAGUCAAGAUGUUUCCUGAAAUCGAAAAUCAAUGUCGUAUUAGAAUAAAUAAAUUUAGUGCUAAUGAUUUUGGGUUGAAGUUGUUUGGAUUUAAGAUUAAUGAGUUAAGUUCAACAGGACCAAGAAUGAAGUGGUUAAGACAGCAUCCAAAGACAGCUGAAGAUAAACAAGAAUACGAAUAUUGUGAGUAUAGUGUACCCAAAUUGAAAUUCUUAAAUGAAGAUGGAGAAGAAGAAGGAGAAGAUGCUAGUAUGGGUGAAGAAGAGGAUGACGAUGAGGAAGAAGAGGAUGAUGAUAAAACUAUGGCUAGCGAAUAA